CACGCUUCCGCACCUAUCACUACCUCGUACCUCGUCGACAUGUUCAAGCAUACGAAGCCUUCUAUUCAAGGCGCUCAGCGCCAACGAGGUCCAUCUCCCUCUUACCCAGAGCGCCAAUCCCUUCCUCCUACCCGCGACUCUGUCCCGAAUAAUUACGUGCCGAGCGUCAGGAAAACGUCGGCUGCGGCUCCGUCUGCCCAGUCCCAACCUCCACUGUACCAUCCCUCCCAAUAUGACUUGCCAUCCCAGACGAACUACGCGCUUGCACGUACUGGGGCUAGCGUGCCGGCUGCCAUGAGUCCCUUCGCUGCCGCCAAAAAUUUUAAUCAGCGAGUUAAAGUUUGCAUCAGCUUCGACACCGGCCACUGGGUCGCCGGCAUCAUCGUCGGCGCCGUCCAAUGGAUCAGCUCCUUCCCAGUUACUCGCGCGGCUGGCCUUGGUUGCGAGGUCAGGUACCGAGACCCGUUUACUACUGCGGAGGCUACGAGGCCUUUCCCGGUCGAGCACGUCCAGCCUAUGCCUAUGUAGUGGAGCUACUGGGUCUUCGGAAUGGGUCUCUGUCAAACCGUGUAGGAUUGUAUACUGUCUCUGAUGUCUGUGUGUGUCUGUACGAGUAGGUCGAACGUUGGUGAAGAUCUUUUUCUGAGUGUCGAUGAGCUGCCUUUUCUCGUGC
Molecule: messenger RNA, 673 nt
Organism: Stereum hirsutum FP-91666 SS1
Lineage: Eukaryota; Fungi; Basidiomycota; Agaricomycetes; Russulales; Stereaceae
Exons: 3
Coding region: 40-528 (162 amino acids)
Source: RefSeq, a predicted model, not a curated record